CUUUGAAUGCAUCACGUUUCCGGAGUGAACGCACAAACGCACCGGGCAGACAGAGGCAGGAGGGCGGCGGGGAAUCGAACAGUGACUCCACCGCUGUGACAACCGACAGCCACCUACUACACUCAUGUUGUCAUGUCAGCGUCCUGCACCCGUUCACCGUUCAGUGUGACAAACAUGGCUUUAACCGCGGUUCCUCUGACGGGCUCCACCGGCUGAGAGUCUCCCGCCUGGAAGUGAACUCAGCGGACCUCCCUCCCUCCUUCCGCCCGUCCUGCCCUGCUCUCAGGCCGCGUUCACUCCGUCGCUCGGCUCCCUCCAUGGCGGACCCUGCGGACCCAGCCCCGGGGAGCGAGUCGAAGGAGAAGACGGAGCGAGUGGACGACGCGGAGCUGGCCCUGCAGGGGAUCAACAUGCUGCUCAACAAUGGCUUCAAGGAGAGCGACGAGCUCUUCAGAAAAUACAGGAGCCACAGUCCGCUGAUGAGUUUCGGGGCCAGUUUCGUGAGUUUUCUGAACGCCAUGAUGACGUUUGAAGAGGAGAAAAUGCAGAUGGCGUUCGAGGACCUCAAAGCUACAGAGAGAAUGUGCGAGAGCGAAAACGCCGGCGUCAUUGAAACCAUCAAGAACAAGAUCAAGAGAAGUAUGGACUCCCAGAGGUCAGGGGGUGCUGCAGUGGACAGACUCCAGAGGCAGAUCAUCAUUGCAGACUGUCAGGUUUACCUUGCGGUGCUGUCUUUCAUCAAACAGGAGCUGUCAGCGUACAUUAAAGGAGGCUGGAUCCUCCGUAAAGCCUGGAAGAUGUACAACAAAUGUUACAGUGACAUCACACACCUGCAGGAGGGCAGCAGCAGAAAAAAGGAGUCAGAACACAAAUCCAAACCGUCUCCGUCGUCCUCCGCUGAGCCGUCGGUGCAAAGCCGCUCAUCUUCACCCGGGCCGAGCCCUUCCCAGAGACUUGACGGCAUCAGCUCGGAGGCUCUGGACCGGCUAAAAGGUUCGGUCAGCUUUGGUUACGGCCUCUUCCACCUCUGUAUCUCGAUGGUGCCGCCGCACCUACUGAAGAUCGUCAACCUGCUGGGCUUCCCGGGCGACCGUCUCCAGGGCCUCUCGGCGCUCACGUAUGCCAGUGAAAGUAAGGACAUGAAGGCGCCGUUAGCUACCUUGGCCCUCUUGUGGUACCACACAGUAGUGCAGCCCUUCUUCGCUCUGGAUGGCACAGACACACAGGCCGGCCUAACAGAGGCCAAGUCCAUUCUCCAGCAGCGGGAGGCCAUCUAUCCAAACUCCUCCCUCUUCAUGUUUUUCAAAGGCAGAGUCCAACGCCUUGAGUGCCAGAUCAGUGGCGCCUUGACGUCCUUCAGCAAUGCCUUGGAUCUGGCUUCUGGCCAGAGGGAGAUUCAGCAUGUGUGUUUAUAUGAAAUAGGUUGGUGCAGCAUGAUCGAGCUGAACUACAGAGAAGCCUACAGGGCCUUUGAGCGGCUGAAGACUGAGUCCCGCUGGUCGCAGUGCUACUACGCUUAUUUAACUGGAGUAUGCCAAGGAGCCACGGGCGAUCUGGAGGGAGCUAUCGCAGUUUUCAAGGAUGUUCAAAGACUUUUCAAGCGCAAGAAUAAUCAGAUAGAGUUGUUCUCCAUGAAGAGGGCUGAGAAGCUGAGGAGUCCCUGUCUGUCCAAAGAACACUGCAUCCUGUAUGUGAUUGAGAUACUCUAUCUGUGGAAAGCUCUGCCCAACUGCUCCACUGCCAAGCUGCAGACCAUGUCACACGUCCUGCAGGGCUUUGAGGAGGCAUCGUGCACAGGCCUGAAAAACCUGCUUCUUGGUGCCAUAAACAAAUGUCUUCAGAAUACCAAAGAUGCUAUUCAGUAUUUCCAACUGGCCGCGAGGGACGAGGUCGGUCGCCUAACCAACUCUUAUGUUCAGCCCUACUCCUACUAUGAACUGGGCUGUGUGCUGCUGAACAGCCCAGAGUCUGCAGGGAGGGGCCACAUGCUAAUGCUUCAGGCCAAGGAGGACUAUGCUGGCUAUGACUUUGAGAACAGGCUCCAUGUUCGUAUUCACUCAGCUCUGGCCUCUAUGAGAACUGCGGCUCAGCCUUGACCCCUGCACCUCAGAAAGAACUGGAAGAACGGGUGUUUGAAAAAGCCACAAUUUCAAUCUGGGCACUAAGGCUCUACUGUUUUAAUUUAUUUUUCAUAUGAGCCAAAUGGAUUUUAAAAUGUGUGCAAUAUAUACAUGUAGGUGUUUUACAGAAGAACAGUUGCAAGAGGAGUUUUACUGAUCUGUUACUGUCCUGCACAAUACAUUGAAUCUUUUUUAUUGUUUAUAUUGUUAAUUAAAAGAUUACAUACCAGUAAAACCACAUAAAUGUUUAUAAUUUUGAAAAGUCAGGUCAAUAAUGUAAAUGGCACAUAAAGUAUUAUCUGACAAAGAAAUGACUACUCGGUUGAUGACUUUGAGAAACUCUUAUUCUUACUAUCAGUGUUUGUCGCUGACUUGACAUUUGUGCUGUUGAGACUUUGCUACUCCACUGGUAUGACCACUAAGCACUGACUAGUUCUAUUAUUUUACCAUAGCCCCCCCUUUUUUUAGCAGAAUUGUUCUUGAUGUAAAUACGUGCUCACAAGUUUUAACCCUGUGCCAACAUCAUGUGGCACUUUCUGCUGUAAACUGGUUCCCACUUUAGAUCUGUUUGUUUUAACAUAAUAAAAAAUGAAUAUUGUUUUAUCCAGUA
Hippoglossus stenolepis (Pacific halibut) is the source of this 2730-nucleotide messenger RNA. RefSeq names its product tetratricopeptide repeat protein 39C. Gene Ontology annotation, molecular function: protein binding. Gene Ontology annotation, biological process: otolith morphogenesis; cilium assembly. NCBI's taxonomy places the organism in Eukaryota, Metazoa, Chordata, Actinopteri, Pleuronectiformes, Pleuronectidae. The record is from RefSeq and is a predicted model, not a curated record. The coding region runs from base 318 to 2096 and encodes 592 amino acids. The transcript has 14 exons.